UAUUAUACGAGUUUGAAAGAAGAGAGAGCUUUUUGAACACAAAUAAUCGUAAGAGAAAAACAGAGAGAAAUGGUAGUGAGUGGGAGGAAGUCGAAGGACAUAGGGAGAUUGGCCAAGGGCUUAUCCCUAAUCGCCAACGAAUUCGCCAAUCGAUCUCCAACUCUCCAAAGCGCCAAGAACGCCGACUUCCCAGCCCUUCUCAAAUACGCCGUCGUUUCCGCCACCGACCUCUCCGGCCUCACCAAGGGCACCCUCCACUCUUCCCAACCCGCCAUUAACCCUAACAAACCCGAUUCCGCUAAUCUCAAACCCGACUCCGUCGUCUACUUCACCCACGACGAACCCCCUCCCCCGCCGGCGAACAAUGCCGCGUCCACGGCGGAGGCGGAGGUCGGGGCUGCUGAUUCCACUGCGCAGCAACAUUUAGAACAGCCGCCAUCACAAGAACCACAACCUCAAUCUCAGCCGCCGCCGCCGCCGCCGUUGCAGAGGCGGAAGCCGAGGGAGAGACGAGUUCCGUCGACUCCUUUCUCCAGAGCGCUGGGGUUUGCUGGUUUGGGAGCUGGGCUAGCCUGGGGAACACUCCAGGAGUCCACCAAGAGGCUCAUUUACGGCACGCCGCCGAGCCAGUCUGCUGUGUCUCCAUUUCUGUCUCCACAGAAUGCAGAACGUUUGGCUCUUGCGCUCUGUAGAAUGCGAGGGGCUGCUCUCAAGUUGGGGCAGAUGUUGAGCAUUCAAGACGAGUCGCUUGUGCCUGCUCCUAUAUUGGCGGCUCUCGAUAUUGUUCGGCAAGGUGCAGAUGUGAUGCCAAGGUCCCAGCUCAAUCAGGUCUUGGACGCCGAGUUGGGACCUGGUUGGUCAUCCAAGUUAACGAGUUUCGAUUAUGAACCUUUGGCUUCUGCGAGUAUAGGCCAGGUGCACCGAGCUGUCACAAAGGAUGGCAUGGAUGUUGCCAUCAAAAUUCAGUACCCUGGUGUAGCAGACAGCAUUAGCAGUGACCUUGAGAACGUUAAGCUUCUUCUAGAUUAUACUAAUCUGAUACCGAAAGGACUUUACCUUGAAAGAGCUAUGAAGGUGGCCAAAGAAGAAUUAUCUCGUGAAUGCAACUAUGAAUUGGAGGCAGAAAGUCAAAACCGGUUUCGGGAUUUGCUCUCUGAUGCACAGGGAUUUUAUGUUCCAUUGGUUGUGGAUGAACUAUCGAGCAAAAGAGUUUUAACUACUGAGCUUAUUUCUGGAAUACCUAUUGAUAAAGUGGCGUUACUGGACCAGGAAACACGUAACUAUGUUGGAAGAAAGUUGCUAGAACUCACUUUAAGGGAGCUAUUUGUUUUCCGCUUCAUGCAGACUGAUCCUAAUUGGAGUAAUUUCUUAUAUGACAAGCCUACUAAUACAAUCAAUCUGAUAGACUUUGGAGCAGCCAGGGAUUAUCCCAAGAACUUUGUUGAUGACUAUCUCAGAAUGGUUGUUGCUUGUGCCAAUAGUGAUAGAGAUACAGUCCUUGAAAUGUCCAAGAGACUUGGGUUCCUGGCAGGAUCGGAAUCAGAAGUAAUGUUAGAGGCCCAUGUCCAAGCCGGUUUUGUUGUGGGAUUACCGUUUGCAAAGCCAGGUGGUUAUGACUUCCGGGCGUCUAAUAUCACCCAAAGUAUUUCAAACCUUGGGGCAACCAUGCUACAGCACAGGCUAACACCACCGCCAGACGAGGCUUACAGUCUUCAUCGGAAGCUUGCAGGUGCCUUUCUGGCUUGCAUCAAACUUGGGGCAGUUGUCCCGUGCAGGGAACUGUUACUUGAAGUAUAUGAGCAUCAUCAAUUUGGCGAUGAAGGUAGUGAAACUGUUUCCAGUGGAUUGGCUUGAUGGGAUCAUGGGAGAGGGGGCUUAUAGAAAUUAUCCGUCAUUUAUAAAUUUAUAAUUUAUCCAUUUUAAAGAUGGAAUAAAUUUCCAUAAUAGAAUGAAUUCAUAGAUUGAGCAUAAAAUCGGAGGUAGACUUCCGGGGUAAGUUAUCUCAGGUGAGGUAGGAUACUUUUGUAUAUUAAUUCCACAGCUAUAGAACAUUCUUUUACAAUGAUUCUUUAAGGAUGUUGUAUGUUGUAUAAUAAGACUCGAACCUUGUUCCCUGAAUAAAAACAAUAAAAAUAAAAAAAGAAACAAGAGCUGAAGUUUUAUAUA
Argentina anserina (silverweed cinquefoil) is the source of this 2166-nucleotide messenger RNA. Its product is annotated as protein ABC transporter 1, mitochondrial. The record is from RefSeq and is a predicted model, not a curated record. The transcript is spliced from 8 exons. NCBI's taxonomy places the organism in Eukaryota, Viridiplantae, Streptophyta, Magnoliopsida, Rosales, Rosaceae. Bases 70 to 1854 code for a protein of 594 amino acids. Gene Ontology annotation, biological process: ubiquinone biosynthetic process.